CGAUCAAAAGAUCCCUUGAUUACCUCCAUUCAGAACAGUACAGUACCUAACUCCACAAACUGACCGAGUAACGACAACAUCACCACCGACUACCAUGAAGCUUCACACGUCCAUCCUGCUUCUAGCCGCGAGCACGCUCAGCACCGCCCUCGCAAUCGAGGCACGCGCAGCCCAAGAUGUGCUGAACGACAUCUCGCAGAUCAAGACGCAAACCGCGACCGUCCAGCGCGACAUUGACGCAUUCCAAGGCGGGCCCGCGAGCGCCGUGCAGGCCCUCCAAAUCAAGACUGACUCCGACACCCUCCAGAAGACGAUCCAAAAGGGCUCGACAGACGCACGCAACUCUGCCUCCUUCACCGACAACGAAUCUGCCGCGAUUGCCAAUGCCGUGACGGGACUCCAGACGAGUAUCUUCAAGGUCUUGAACUCUCUAGUUGCGAAGAAGGCAGGGUUCGAGACAGCGAUCUUUGGAUCCAGCGCGGUGCCGAUUGUGCAUGAUACGCUCGUGGGCUUGAGGGCUGAUACGGGGUAUUUUGGGGGCAACGUGACUCAGAAGCUGACUCCGCAGAUUGCGAAGUUGAGCCCCUUGAUCGUGUCGAACAUCGAUUUUCACUUUGUGAGGGCUGUAGAUGCGUUUUCUUCGGGUUAGGGCGGGAGAACAUCUGAAUGAGACAGAAGUAAAAUACGAAGAUGUUACGAGGUCUGACUGCUUUUUUCACGAUGGAUGAUGAGAUAGUAAUCAUAACGUGUUCGAGCAAACUCGUGUUGGC
Pseudovirgaria hyperparasitica is the source of this 770-nucleotide messenger RNA. RefSeq lists its product as uncharacterized. The coding region runs from base 95 to 649 and encodes 184 amino acids. Gene Ontology annotation, cellular component: extracellular region. NCBI's taxonomy places the organism in Eukaryota, Fungi, Ascomycota, Dothideomycetes, Acrospermales, Acrospermaceae. The transcript has a single exon. The record is from RefSeq and is a predicted model, not a curated record.